GGAUCAAAAAAAAAAAAAAAAGCUUCUCUCUCCCAGCUGCCUCCCAUCAGUUUUCCUUUGACUUGAGUUGCCAGUCCUGAACGGAUCUCUUUUUCCCUGCAAUUUACACGAUGGUUGAUCUUUGAUUUUGGGUCAAUAUAAACAGCUCCUUCUUUUGAAUUUGUUGUACUCAUCUUCGCUACGGUGCUCAAUUACUGCCAUUGUCUUGAGGCGUCAAUAGGGAGGAUCUGAAGCCAAGGACCAGGAUACAAUGCGCACACCGUCGCUGAUUGCUCAGUGCUUGCCUGGCUUGGUACCACAAGACCGGGGAAGUCACAGCACUUUCACCGUGUCCGAGAGAGAUGUGCAUCUCCCUUCACCAGCUGUCGAGAUUAUCCCAUCAAAGAUGGCUCACCCUUACAAGUAUGCAGGGGACAGCGUAGACUUGCAAGGGCUAAAUGUGUUCAAGGGGAGAAUUAGUGUUGCGGAUAUUAUAGGUUUUGCUGGCUCCGAAAUGAUAUCUUCAAAACCUGAUGGAUUUGUGAAAUCAUGGGACAGCUCAAUUGAUCUUGUUAAUGUCCUUAAGCAUGAGAUUCGUGAUGGACAAUUGAGCUUCAGAGGCAAAAGGGUACUUGAGCUUGGUUGCAGCUAUGGACUCCCAGGAAUCUUUGCUUGCCUGAAGGGAGCAGCUACAGUGCACUUUCAAGACCUGAAUGCAGAAACUAUAAGAUGCACAACAAUCCCUAAUGUACUGGCCAAUCUCGAGCAGGCUCGAGAUAGGCAAAUUCGACAGCCGGAGAGCCCCCUUCUGACUCCAUCAAGGCAAAGUCUUACCCCGGCAGUUCAUUUCUACGCCGGGGAUUGGGAAGAACUCCCCACUGUAUUGUCGGCAGUGAGGAGCGAUACUGGAUUUGAUGUUCCUACGGCAACAAGCGUCAGCUUUUCCGAGGAGGAUUUCAUGGAUGCUUUUAGUAGUCAAGAUGGGAGUAUUAUAGGGCAUGGAUCUUCUUCCUCUAGGAGAUCGAGGAAGUUGUCGAGAAGCAGGGCAUGGGAGAGGGCUAGUGAAACGGAGCAAGGGGAAGAAGGCGGUUAUGAUGUUAUUUUGAUGACGGAGACUCCGUACUCGUUGAGCUCUUUGAAGAAGCUAUAUGCUCUCAUAAAAAAGUGCUUGAGGCCACCCUAUGGAGUUGUAUUCUUGGCCACAAAAAGGAAUUACGUCGGCUUCAACAACGCGACUCGGCACCUGAGAAGUUUGAUGGAUGAGGAAGGCAUUUUUGGAGCACAUUUAGUCAAAGAGGUGACCGAUAGAGAGAUUUGGAAGUUCUUUCUCAAAUGAAUAAAAAGAAAAAACGUAAUAAGAUUAUUGCAGAAACCGGAAAAUGCUCCAAUAUUUAGGUUCUGUUGUUCAAUGUUAGUCACACUGUUUUUACAACACGUUUAUUCUUUUCUUUUUUUUCUCGCUUCUCUGUUCGUAAAACACAGCUCAGAAUUGAAAGGAGAUGCUAGCGGCUUCUUAUUUCGUCGUUGAUGUGUAAUUAAAUGAAUUGGUUACUGAACUUAUCUCACAUAUACAAGAACAUUCAAAUUUUCAAAUUAAUUUUUUCAUAAA
Rhododendron vialii is the source of this 1588-nucleotide messenger RNA. RefSeq lists its product as uncharacterized. The coding region runs from base 251 to 1315 and encodes 354 amino acids. The record is from RefSeq and is a predicted model, not a curated record. Lineage: Eukaryota; Viridiplantae; Streptophyta; Magnoliopsida; Ericales; Ericaceae. The transcript is spliced from 8 exons.